GUCCUCGAACAUCAUAGCUUGACAUUGAACCGUACAGAUUUCGUCUGAAGUCCAAAAGUGAAGUCUCCAAGUCGGCCACAUAAUGGAGGACUCAGAGGCGGAGGACCUGCGGGCCUUCGAGCGUCGGCUGACCGAGGUGGUUGGGGGAACCGCGGAGAAGCCGAGCCCCUUCCGCUGGCGCCUCGUCCUGGGCGCGACCUUUGCCUGCACGGCGAUCAGCGCUUGCCACUGGUUGCGGGACGCCCAGGGGGGCGGGUCGCUGCUGUUCCGCAUGCUGUCCAGCCACAGCGCCUUCGCCUGCUCCCUGGCCACCUUCUGCCUGCUGCUCGUGUACGGCCUUAACCAUGCCGCCAAGCAGGACCCGCCCAUCCUGCGGGACACCCGCGAGACCCUGUCCACCUUCUGGCUGAACUGCGACAACCAGGGUCGGCUCAUCCGCGUCCAGCCGUCCAACAAUUUGGGUGGACUCGCACGCUCACGGACCACAAGCACAAAUUGGCAAAAUAAAUAGGAUCAUUCCAGGAGCACCAAGAGCACCUACUAAAAUUCGUGUCAAAUCUUAACGAAAGUAUGACAAUUUUUGUUUAACCAUCAUCCGCAUCAACCAUAUACCGUCUAUAAAAAGGAAAAAAAUAUAACAUACUGACUGUUUUGUGAAA
This is a messenger RNA of Drosophila elegans, 659 nucleotides long. RefSeq names its product nuclear envelope phosphatase-regulatory subunit 1 homolog (gene Cnep1r1). Lineage: Eukaryota; Metazoa; Arthropoda; Insecta; Diptera; Drosophilidae. The record is from RefSeq and is a predicted model, not a curated record. The transcript is spliced from 2 exons. Gene Ontology annotation, cellular component: Nem1-Spo7 phosphatase complex; cytoplasm. The coding region runs from base 83 to 511 and encodes 142 amino acids.